AUGUCUGGUUCCGACGACGCGAUUCAGGAGGCUAGAAUCGCCCUUGUGAUCUUGCCAAAAGAUCACCCAGAUCGUGCAGGAUGGCUCAAUAACCUAGCCAUUGAGCUAGCUCAAGGGUAUCAGAGAACAGCAAACACUGUUUUCCUCGAUGAAGCAAUAGCAAUUGGACGUCAGACUCUUGCUGCAAUGUCUGACCCUGAUUCUAAAGCAACAGGCCUCAGUAACCUAAGCUGUCACUUAAGUGAAAGAUACCUCUGCAUAAGAGACGUCAGAGAUAUAGAAGAGGCAGUACAGAUCGGAGGCGAGGCUCUUCAGUUAACUCCUCGCUUUUCCUCGGAAAGGCCAACGCGGCUGAACAAUCUAGGGGUUGCACUGAGCCAUCGAUACAUGGCAAACGAGGAGAAGGCAGACCUCGACCAUAGUAUCAAGGCCUUCAGAGAAUGUGUGAACACAGGCAUGGACAGUGAUCCAAACUUGGCAAACUAUUUUAGUAAUCUUGGAUCCCAGCUACGCCAACGGUACCACUCAGUCGGUGCUGUGGACGACCUAGAAGAGUCUAUCCGAGCUGGUCGAGAAGCCGUGGAUAAAACAUCCGAAGACGACCCACAACGGCCGGCACGAGUGACCAACCUCGGAGGUGUACUGGCUGAUAGCUUCCGCCGGACCGGGAAUAGAGAACAUCUCAACGAGAGCACUUUACUAGCGCAAUAUGCUACUCAAAACACAAUGGAGUCCCAUGUGGAUAGUCCGAUGUACUGGAAAAUACUUGGAACGCGUCUCAGCACUCAAUACUCACGAACGGGAGACAUCAAGGAUCUUGAAGAAGCUAUACAAGUCGGUCGCAAUGUGCUAAGCACUACACGGCAUACCGAUCCAGAUCGGGUAGGAAGACUACACUCACUGAGUGUCCGACUCGGAUUGCGAUUCGAUAGGCUAGCAAAUAUGAGUGAUCUCCACGAAGCAAUUCAGAUUGCACAACUAGCUCAGAAAGACAUUCCUGAUCAUUAUCGUGGAAGAGCGGGACUAUUGAACCAUAUUGGAGAUUUGCUUUCUUCUCGACAUUUAAGAACAGGAUUCCUACAAGACCUUGAAGAGGCUAUACGUGCCAAACGCGAGUGUGUGCGUAUUUGCCCACAAACCUCUCUGGACUUACCAUUGUAUCGUGAUAGCCUCGGCUCAACGCUUGGCCAGAGAUACGCGUUACUAGGGGCCAUGGCUGAUCUUGACGAGUCUAUCGAAAACAUCCAAAUAGCAGUUGCCAUGACUCCCAAAAACCAUCCCGAUUUGCCUGCAUGGCUUGACAACCUUAGCACUCAGUUAUACAGUAAAUAUUUGAGAUCAAACGACAUGUCCUAUCUUGAGAGAUCGAUUCAAGCUUCUAGAGAAGUUGUUGAUCUUCUGCCAGACGAUGACCCAAGCUAUUCCUCUGCACUGAGUAACCUAGGGCAUGUGCUCGUGGAGAAGUUCGAAGAGUUGGAGGAUGCGAAGGACCUCGAAGACUCCAUCCAGACUCUACGGAGUGCUAUCGACCUAACUCCACUAGAUCAUCCGGCGCGCCCUACGAGCUUCAACGUCCUUGCAAUAGCAUUGAGCAAGAAGUAUAAAUUGACGAACAACAUGGAUUAUAUCGAGGAAUCCAUCAAUCUCGCCCGCCAGGUCGUUAUAAUGGUCCCAGAAGAUCACCCUGAUCGUACGAUAUUCUUGACCAAUCUAGGUUUGCGGCUUGGUGACAAGUGUUUGACUACUUUGGACGAGGAGGAUAUAAAGGAAGCCGCGUUACACUGCGAUCAGGCUCUACGCCAGAAAAAUUCUUUCAUCGUGCAGCGCGUACGUGCUGGUAUGCUGGCGGUCAAUUAUCACUCCUUGACUUCGAACUGGGCCGCCGCCUGCGAGGCUGGUAGCAUUGUCGUGCCAUUGCUUCCUAAGCUUACGCCGCGAUCGUUCGAGACUUCGGACAAGCAGGAGCAACUGGGAGAAAUUGCUGGUCUAGCCUCCACGGUAGCAGCAGCAGCCUUGGGAGCAAAGUCAGAGCCCUUCUUCGAACACCAAGAAUUGGCGGAGCGGUUUAAGAAUCUCCGGGAAGAACUUCAACCUCCCCAGGACAAUGAAGCCGCCGGCCUGAAGCAAUCUUUGAGCUCCUCGCACCGAUCCCAGGGGGGUCGAAUUUACGAGGCAAAUGAAGAGCUCGAUAAGCUCAUUGCGGAGAUUCAGCAAAUUCCAAUGUUUGAGGACUUCCUCGGGGUACCCAGCGAAGCCGACAUGAGAGCAGCUGCUAGAAUUGGUCCGAUUGUUGUAGUUAAUGUUAGCGACGAUCGAUGCGAUGCGAUACUCAUCGAACAAAACGGAAUACGGGUUUUACCACUCCCUAGACUGAGAAACCAGGAAAUCGAGAAGAGGGUUCAGAGAGGUAAUCUUGGAAGUAUUCAAACACUAACCUGGCUGUGGGAUUCGAUUGCACGUAGUGUUCUUGAUGCCCUCGGAUUUAUGGCGCCACCAUCUUCUGGAUGCUUACCCCGGCUCUGGUGGGUUCUUACGGGCGCCCUCGUCAAUUUCCCCAUUCAUGCGGCGGGAAAGUAUUCCCCAGGUUCUAUGGAAACCGUUCUUGACCGAGUCAUGUCAUCUUAUGUGUCUUCGGUGAAAGCCCUUAUACACGGCCGGCGGCGACGAAAACAUAAUUUUCAGCUGUCCGGGCAGUCGUCAACACGAGCAGUCCUCGUCGACAUGUCUCAAACGCCCCGCUAUGGCACAUUACCUUUCGCAACAAAAGAAGUAGCUAUAGUCCGAGAUAUCUGCAAAGCAACGUCCAUCGAGUACUCGGAGCCUAUGCGGACAAAAGACCAUGUCUCCUCACAGCUGAAGAACUGCGAAAUAUUUCAUUUCGCCGGCCAUGGGCACACAGACAGCCAAGACCCGGCAUCUAGCUAUUUACUCCUAAAUGACUGGGAGGAAGACCCGCUGACAGUGGGUUCUUUGUUUGACAUGAACCUCCGCGAGAACUCGCCAUUUCUCGCGUAUUUGUCAGCAUGCGGGACCGGUCAGAAUAAAGAGGAGAAGCUGGCAGACGAGAGCUUCCACCUCAUUGGCGCGUGCCAGCUAGCCGGGUUUCGUCAUGUUAUCGGAACAUUAUGGGAGGUCAGCGACGAGUUGUGCGUUGACGUGGCCAGAAUCACAUACGAAGAACUGGUCGAUGGAUUCAUGAGUGACGAUUCAGUGUGCCGCGGAAUACACAGAGCAACGAGACACCUGAGGGACCGUUGGCUCAGGUCAUCAUCUGCUAGCAUCCUUGUGGCUAAGGCCGAGCCAGGGAGUGCGGAUGCGGGUGACGAGAACGAUGAAAGGGGCCCCAGGAAGGCCGUCUAUCACAGCUCCGACGACGAAGACGGCGACGCCUUGUCAUCAUCAUUAUCAUGGGCUCCUUAUGUCCAUUUCGGAGUCUGA
Molecule: messenger RNA, 3438 nt
Organism: Truncatella angustata
Lineage: Eukaryota; Fungi; Ascomycota; Sordariomycetes; Amphisphaeriales; Sporocadaceae
Product: CHAT domain-containing protein
Exons: 2
Coding region: 1-3438 (1145 amino acids)
Molecular function (GO): protein binding
Source: RefSeq, a predicted model, not a curated record